AUUUGAUUUGAUUCUCGAAAAUUGAAAUACAGAGUGGAACGAAAAAAUGGGUUUGUAAACCCAUAAGAAAAGGAGCGGAAUUUUCGCAAGCUUUGGACUCAUCAGCCACUUAGCAGCUCUCUCUCUAACAGCGGUUUGUUUUCUUCUUUCUUCUCCCGAUUCCUUGUUCAGUGAUAACGUCUCUUCUUCUCUCAUUUCAAACUCUCUCUCUAACUUUCUCUUUCUCUCUCUCCCAGUGUCUGCAAAUUCCCUUCUGAUUUUUCUCAAGUUUGACACUUUUCCUCUGUUGCAUUCUCAAAGACUCUCUCUCUCUCUCUGUUGCUGAAAUUUAAAGACUAUUUUCUUACUCUCAAAACCCAAAUGAUUUUGCUGCUCUACGCUUUCAGAUCUUCAAUCUUUUUCUCUACUCCCGAUUUUUCUUGUUUUUCAUCAAGAACAUUGGUCCAAAAAUAGAAAAAAAGAGUUGGGGUUUGGAAAUGUGGGUUCUUGGGUAAGGUGAAUGUGGUUCAUUUGACUCAAGGUUUACUCAUUCGACUGAAGCUUGGUCUGCGUGCUUGAAUCUUUGGUUGCUGAGUUCGGAAGCGUCGGAUUUGAGUGAUUUGGCUCUGUCUACAGAAGGAAAAAGAAGAAAAAAGGAGUGAACUUCGGAGUGUGUAAAAAUGGGGUUCUGCAGAUGAAGGAUUUCAGGCUCCGAUAGGUCUGUGGAAGACAAAAAUGGAGGUUGAGAAGAAACGUUCUAAAGGGGGCUUUCUUAACUUGUUUGAUUGGAAUGGAAAAUCUCGGAAGAAGCUCUUCUCGGCCAGCUCUGAAUCAUCGGGAUUAAAGCAAGGAAAAGAAAAUGUGGAGAGUUUCCAGAACUCAGGGCUCUGUAGGGUAGAGGUGGAUGAAAGUGGAACUGGAACCACUUCAAGUAAUAAAGGAAGUGGUGAAUGGAAUUGUGCUUCAUCAGUGACUAGUGAUGAGGGAUCUAAGGCUAGAGCCCCUGGUGUAGUUGCUAGAUUAAUGGGUCUGGAUUCAUUGCCUGCUUUAACUGCCCCCGACCCCGAGCCAUCUUCUGCCCAACUCUUUGACUCCCAGUCGCUUAAAGCAUCUCAAUAUGAGAGGAGCGGUCGUAAUUUGUGGAGUGAUUUGUAUUCCAUGGAGUACAUAAAUGUGCCAAAGAAGCUGGAUAGGUUUUCUUGGAAUCUUGUAGAGCCUAGGACACAGGGGGUGCCGAGCCACCCAAUUGAGAGAUUUCAAACAGAAGCUUUGCCUCCAAAAUCAGCUAAGUCAAUUCCAGUUACUCAUCAUAAGCUUUUGUCGCCUAUCAAGAGUCCUGGCUUCAUUCCACCAAAAAAUGCAGCUUAUGUAAUGGAGGCGGCCUCAAAGAUCAUUGAGGCAAGUCCUCGAGCAUCUGCCAGGAGCAAAAUGUCAUCUGUAGGGCCUUCUUCGAUUCCCUUGAGAAUUCGGGAUUUGAAAGAGAAGAUGGAAGCUGUGCAUAAAGCAUCAGGACCUGAAAGACCCAAGGAAGCUAGUGACUUCAGGUAUAUGAAAGGACUGCCUAGUGACAGGCGCCAUAACGGGUCAGAUAAUGUACCAGUAGCCAAGGCUUCUGUGGAUUCAGAAAAACAAAGUUACAGGGAUGUGAGGAAUAAGGGAAAAUCAGUAUCCCUUGCAGAACAAGCAAAGGUCAACAUUCAGAAAGGGGAGGGGUCGACAUCUUGUCGUAAUAGAAGUUUUAUGAACCAGAAGGAACAGAAUGAGGUCAAACAAAAUCAGUUUUCCAAGAGCAAGUCAAGUACACAAAGAUCUACGCAUAAGAGAACUUCCAUUGAGAGCGCCAGAACUGCGCUCAAGCAGAAUAACCAGAAGCAGAAUUGUGUAUCUAACAGAGAUAAAAUGACUUCAAAAAGUAUGGUUCCUAAUCAGCCUACUAGAAGAAUGCGGCCACCUAAUGGCUCUACUGGGCCAAUGAAAACUGUGAAUAAGACUAUUGGAAGCUCUGAAAUUGGAUCCAGAAAGUUGGGCUCAAGGGCGACUGCAAAUGGAAAAGAGUUUUCGUUAUCCACAAGAAAGAAUGUUUCUGGAAAGAUAAGGUCCGUUCAUCAGGAUGAUUAUUCGGAAGAAACUGUUUCCAACGAUUCAUAUAUCGGUGGAGAUGAAAGGUCAGUGAAAUGUAAUGUUUCAAGGAACGGGUGUUCCAAUUUGGGCACAGAUAAUAGGAACCAAGGCAUGGAUGUUAUCUCAUUUACAUUCACGUCUCCCCUGAAAAGAUCAUUCUCUGAAUUGCAGUCACCUGGUCAACUCACAAGUAUAAAUAACAGCUUUUAUAUUGAUUCUUCUGCUCACAACGAUCAGCAGUUCCAUCCAGAGAAUUUCACAUUAUCUUCUCCUGGGUUGAAUGUGAUUGGGGGUGAUGCUUUGAGUGUCCUUCUGGAACAAAAGCUUCAGGAACUGUCUUGUAAAGUUGAGUCAUCUCAGCGUAACCAAUCCAGUGAAGUGACUUCUGGUACUUCUAUGUCUUGCUUGCAAGAUAUGGUUUCCAGUGUGGGAAGCACUACAUCAGGAGGCAAGGGGUUCAAAGUUGGUUUAACCAAAGAUAAAACUGACAGCACAGACGACUAUGAUUGCUUGUCAGUUGAGGUUAACCAGCAGUGGCAGGGAUCAGAAGGGGUGGAAGAGUGUAGCAGUAGCAGUAGAAACAUUACAACUGGAAAUGAAUUUGAUCGACGUCGUAGUCCAUUGUCAAUUGUUGAACACUCAUUUGAGAGUCGAACCUGCACAGAUAACAGAAGUAGCGCCAAUGGCAGUGACAGUGAGAGAUGUUCAUUGGCUCAACUUCAAGAUCAAGGCAGUUCACUCUCUUCAUAUGGCGUUUCAGAGUUCCUUGACUCAGCCUUUUCAGCUUCUACAGGGGAUGUGAGUAGAAAGAGUACGAAUAUGAUAUCAAGUUCGCAUUCAAAUGAUUGGGAACUGGAAUAUGUGAGAUACGUGCUUAGCAAUGUAGAUCUGGAGAUGGAAGAUUUCGCCUUGGGUGAUGCUCAACACGUCAUCACCCCAAGUCUCUUUGAGCAUUUGGAGAAUCAAGAACAAGAAGAAUAUCUGAAGCUCGAGCAGAAGAUUGUGUUUGACUGCGUAAAUGAAGCCCUGCAGUUCAGAUGCAAGCAAAUAUUUGUGGGAAGCCGCAAAGCCUGGGAUAGAUUGACCGCAUUGUCUCAGAGGAAGGGACGAUUAGCUGAGGAAUUGCACAAAGAGAUUUCGGGUUGGAAAAACAUGAGAGAGCUGAUGGGGGAUGAGCUUGUGGACAAGGACAUGAGCACGCAGCGUGGAAGAUGGCUCGACUUUGAAGUUGAAGCGUUUGAGGAGGGUCUAGAGAUUGAGAAGGGGAUACUAAAUUGCCUGGUGGAAGAGUUGGUGUCUGAUUUUUUCUUUUAGGCCCUCUUUAAGUUUGCCUUGUAUUAACUAUUUAGCUUGUGCAUACUACAAAAUUUUACUAUAUUUCGGUGUAUGACAUGCACCAAGACAAUCGAUGGCUGAACAUGUGGUUAAAGUUCUAAUGGAAAAUUACCACUGAUGCAUACUAGAAAA
Molecule: messenger RNA, 3567 nt
Organism: Pyrus x bretschneideri (Chinese white pear)
Lineage: Eukaryota; Viridiplantae; Streptophyta; Magnoliopsida; Rosales; Rosaceae
Exons: 6
Coding region: 715-3414 (899 amino acids)
Source: RefSeq, a predicted model, not a curated record